This is a messenger RNA of Equus quagga, 390 nucleotides long. Its product is annotated as trefoil factor 2-like. Gene Ontology annotation, biological process: negative regulation of gastric acid secretion; maintenance of gastrointestinal epithelium; chemokine-mediated signaling pathway. The record is from RefSeq and is a predicted model, not a curated record. NCBI's taxonomy places the organism in Eukaryota, Metazoa, Chordata, Mammalia, Perissodactyla, Equidae. The transcript has 3 exons. Gene Ontology annotation, molecular function: CXCR4 chemokine receptor binding. The coding region runs from base 1 to 390 and encodes 129 amino acids.
AUGGGACCUCAAGCCGCGCGUCUCCUGGCAGCGCUCCUCGUCCUGGGGCUGGGUGCCCUGGCCAUGGCCCAGAAACCCUCCCCCUGCCGGUGCUCGCGCAUCGAACCCAAUGAGAGGGACAACUGUGGCUUCCCGGGCAUCACAAGUGACCAGUGCUUUGCCUCUGGCUGCUGCUUCAACUCCAGCAUCCGCGGGGUUCCCUGGUGUUUCACGCCCCUCCCGAAGCAAGAGUUGGAAGAGUGUGUCAUGGAAGUCUCAGACCGCAAGAACUGUGGCUACCCGGGCAUCAGUCCUGAAGAGUGCGCAUCUCGGAAGUGCUGCUUUUCCGAUGACAUCACUCAAGUGCCCUGGUGUUUCUUCCCUAUCUCUGUGGAAGGUAACGUCCUGUAG